CAGAAAUCUGCAGCUCCCACAAUCAAGAGAUCAAAAUGAUGCUGUCUGUAAAAAGGGAUUAAACUCUGGGCGCCUCCUCGCUCUCCUCUCUGCCGCCGCUCGGUGCAUCUCCGCAGACCUGCACCGCCACACCGGGAGUCGUCAAAGGAGACAUGCCGUCGCUGAGCAUCCGUUGACGGUGACGCACGACUGACCAUGAUGAAGACCGAGUCCACCUCCAAGAGCGCCGGCUCCACGCUCAGGAGCCCAUCCCCGCACCGGAACGCGUACGAAGCGGGGAUGCAGGCCCUCAAACCCGUCAAAGACAAUGCAUCCAACGGGGACGUGCAGGAGGGCCCCCGUGGGCGCAGGUACGGCUCCAACGUGCACCGUAUAAAGAACAUGUUCCAACAGAUGCAGACCACCUCCCCGGCGGCGGAGGCAGAAGGAGAGGAUAAGAGCAUCGAGAAGCCGGGGCGAGUGUCCUUGCCCAGAGCCGGGAGCCUCAACGAGAACGUGGACCACAGCGCAUUGUUGAAGCUGGGGUCCACAGUGUCUGAUCGAGUCAAUAAGUUUGAUGUGAAACCAGAGAACGGGCACGCGCGGGCCUCCUCACCCAGCUACUCCAAACUGCAGGAGACAAGGCGCAUCUUUGAGCAGCAGCAGCAGGAGAAACAGGACAAGCUGGUGACAACCAGGGUCCUGCUGAAGUCAGACAAGGGCGCGGGGUACCAGGACGGCCGCCUGGACGUGUCCCGCUUCAAUGGCAGCACAGAGUCUCUGGACAGUCUGGACACUAGUGAGGCUGUAUCCCCCACAGUGAGCCAGCUCAGUGCAGUGUUUGAGCGAGCGGCCGAACUCAGAAACAACCUGCAUCGCCUGUCCUCCACCCCUCCUCUGCCCUCCAGGGGAGUCAGCGCCAAGGUGGGGGUCCUCAACUCCAAAUUAAUCACAAAGAGAGCUACGACCUUUGCAUCCAGCAACAGGGAGGAGGAGACAAACAAGGGCCAAGAGGCUCCAUCCCGGGCCCCAAGAGGGAAGGUGCUACCUCCAUAUGAGAGUGUCAAUGGACGCGAGAGUGCAGCUCCUGAACUGUCCGUAGAGCCACGCAAACAAAAGACUGUGUCAGACGCAGGAGUCGAGGCCAAAGUCGAGGAGGAACAACAAGAACCUAAAAGCACAACACAAAAUUUCACCCAUCUGUCGGAGAAUGGAGACGACUCGCACAGCUCUCCAAAGGCCAGUGACAUCCUCAGGCCGGAGGCUGAGACCAGGAGGGACACGGAGGGGGGAGAGGACAGGAGGGUCCCAGAUGAGCCUUCGGGACAGGAAUCAGUGGAUAUCAGCACAUACAGCGCCGUGGGGGAGGACUUUGGGGGGAGUCAGGCGGACGAGGAUGAGGAGGAUGACCGGUACGAACCAGAGUCCAGCUGUGUAGAGAUCACUGGACUACCUGCAGAAGAAGAGCCACCGCCAUCCAGAAAAAUCCGCUUCAGCACUGAGCCCAUCAAGGUGUUUGCUACCUAUCCCAACGAGGACUACGACCGGCGUAAUGAGGACGUGGACCCGAUGGCGGCGUCUGCGGAGUACGAGCUGGAGAAGAGGGUGGAGAGGCUGGACCUGUUCCCCGUGGAGCUCGAGAAAGACAGCGAUGGCCUCGGCAUCAGUAUUAUCGGGAUGGGAGCGGGAGCAGACAUGGGGUUGGAGAAACUGGGCAUCUUUGUGAAGACCGUCACAGAGGGAGGAGCUGCACACCGAGACGGCAGGAUCCAGGUGAAUGAUCUGAUUGUGGAGGUGGAUGGGACCAGUCUGGUGGGAGUAACUCAGAACUUUGCAGCCUCCGUACUCAGGAACACCUCAGGAACCGUCAAGUUUGUGAUUGGUCGGGAGAAGCCGGGGGAGCAGAGCGAAGUGGCCCAGCUGAUCCAGCAGACUCUGGAGCAGGAACGCUGGCAGAGAGAGAUGAUGGAGCAGAGAUAUAAUCAGUACAUGGACGAACAAGAGGGUGGAGAAUAUGGCACAGAUGAAGAAGAGGAUGACGAUGAAGAGGGAAGCCCGUCCUAUCCCAGUGCAAUCGAGGUGUUUGACUUAGCUGAAAAUGAGGACAUGUCCCCUCUGGAGACAGACCCUGAGAAACUGGCCCAUAAGUACAAAGAGCUCCAGAUAAAACAUGCCGUGACGCAGGCUGAGAUCCAACAGCUCAAGAGGAAGCUUCACCACGCGGAGCAGGAGAAGCAGAGGUGGCGCAUGGAUAAGGCCCAGCUGGAGCAGACCCUGCAGGAGAACAAGGAGCGCAUGGAGAAACUGGAGGGAUACUGGAUGGAGGCGCAGAGUCUGUGCCAAGCCGUGGACGAGCAUCUAAAGGAGACACAGGCCCAGUACCAGGCCUUAGAGCGCAAGUACAGCAAAGCCAAACGCCUCAUCAAGGAGUACCAGCAGAAGGAGAUUGAGUAUCUAAAGAGGGAGACUCAGCGUUGUGCACAAGUCGGGGCUGAAGCUAUUCUCCUGAAAGAAGAGUCUGGGCAACUCCAAGAACAGGUGGCGGACCUGGAGUGCCAAGUGGAGGAGCUGAAAUCCGAACCCUUAUAAAGCCUUUAUUUGUUCCACGUUUCUAACAAUGCAUUUCUCCAUCACAAGAAGAAGAGGAGGACAGUGUUAUUGUGCUUUCAAUGAACCGCAGGGUAUUUCUGAUGACUUUGUUUAUGGGGCAGAGAAGCCAUUAUUUGUGCCCCCCGCCUUCGUAACUCAUCCACUUGCUCAUAUUUACCAAGGUCUGUUCAGCGAAUGUGGAGGAACGAUUUUAGCACCAGACAGACUUGUUCUUUCGUUAAGCUCUUGAUGUUCUCUUCCUUUGUUUUCACACUUAAGUAUUCUUUAAUUAGUGGUCAUGUGCGAAUACCCAGCUGUUGCUUUCAAUUGCCAAAAAACGUUCCUACAAUUUUCUUUCUCGCCCUGUUUCGUGACAUUUUUGAGUUUGUACAUAUGUGGCGUGUGACUUUACAAUCAGUUGGUUUUGUAUACAUUUUUAACGUGUAUAACAUUUAACAUAAUAUAAACAAAUGACAAAGGAAGUCAUUGUAGAAUAUAUGUAAGGAAGGAUGUACAUUGGAGGGAUUUGCACUAAAAAGGACUUAAUAUACUGGAUUGAAGAAUGAAAUGUCUUUGAUAUUGUACAAAGAGUAACUCAUCCUUUGUAGGGGCCAAUUCACUUAACCCUAAGAACCACCUGCUGCCUACCUUACAGAAGUGAUUUUGUGAUUUUUUUACUCAUCACCUCAACCGAACGAACAAUUUUUUUAUUUUAACCCAUCGCUUUUUCGAGAAUGGACCACGAAAACAAGCCUCCUCAACUGCUGUGCCACAACUCUUUUUCCCUCAAAAAUGGAUGUUGUCAAAGACUUGUGAUUUUAGUUAGGACUACUGAUGUGAAGUACUGGACCGAUGCCAGCAGAAAUGUAUUACGGUUUCAAAAGCUCGUAUGUAACCAGCAGCUGCACUCACCACCACUGUGUAGCACAUGGAAACACUGCCAGGUCUCUCUACCUGUUUGAAUUACGCACAGUUUAAAAUGAAAUUGAGUGUAACUUGUAUCUCAUGUCAUACCAGUAUGUUUGUAUAGUUCAGGUUAAGACUAAAAUAUUUUAAUUUUCCUUAAUAUUUAUAUGAUAGUCAAGUUGGAACUAAAAGCUAACAUGACGAGAACUGACAAAAGCAAAGUUCACUAGACAAUGUUAUACUAUGUCAUGUAAAAAAAAGUAGAUCUGGACAAAUACAAAAAUAGGUUAAAAUAAUAGGCAUGGUUAUGGGUAUUUUCAUGAUAUUAAGGCUUGUACAGUGCACCUGCUUUGCAUUGUAUGUUUUGUGGAAUAAAUGGUCAACAGUGAAAAUUCAA
Messenger RNA from Periophthalmus magnuspinnatus, 3871 nucleotides. It is a transcript of the gene ppp1r9bb, whose product is annotated as protein phosphatase 1, regulatory subunit 9Bb. The transcript has 11 exons. Lineage: Eukaryota; Metazoa; Chordata; Actinopteri; Gobiiformes; Gobiidae. Bases 196 to 2568 code for a protein of 790 amino acids. Gene Ontology annotation, cellular component: cytoplasm; actin cytoskeleton; dendrite. Gene Ontology annotation, biological process: actin filament organization; neuron projection development; calcium-mediated signaling. The record is from RefSeq and is a predicted model, not a curated record. Gene Ontology annotation, molecular function: actin filament binding.